AUGAUUGAUCUGAGUAUGUUGAAUGAGAAACCUCGAAGUGUUAAGGAUACACAGAAGUUAAAGUGGGUUGAUCUUAGCCAUUCAAGCAAGUUAAGCAAAAAAUAUAGCAGAGACAUCAAUUACAACUCCGGGAAUAAGAUAUGUGGUAGACCCUGGGUUUUGUUAAGGAACGAACCUAUGAUCCCAGCAAAGGAAUGGAGUCGCUUGAUGUUGUUGGAACAUCAAAAGCACAGGCGCUUCAAAGAAGGUACCAUGUUCUGUAUUCGUUUAUGUUUCCAUUCAAUGUGUUUUGAUGGUUAG
Eruca vesicaria subsp. sativa (arugula) is the source of this 300-nucleotide messenger RNA. NCBI's taxonomy places the organism in Eukaryota, Viridiplantae, Streptophyta, Magnoliopsida, Brassicales, Brassicaceae. The record is from the annotation of a GenBank genome assembly.